CCAAAAUUGAUAUCGAAGAUAUAAUAAUCAACAUACUCGGAGCAUGACUUCCACGGCUGCCGGAAACUUUUCUGGUCUUAUUGGAAAUUCAAGAUGGUCACUAGCCGGAAUGACUGCUUUGGUCACCGGAGGUACACGUGGAAUCGGCUACGCUGUGGUGGAGGAACUGGCGGCGUUAGGGGCAGAAGUGCACACCUGCUCACGUAACGAGUCUGAACUUAAUGAACGCUUACAAGAAUGGUCCAGCAAGGGCUUCACCGUCACUGGAUCCGUCUGCGACUUAUCUUCUCGUCCCCAACGGGAGCAGUUUGUGGAAAAAGUUUCCUCACUUUUUGGUGGCAAACUCAACAUCCUUAUAAACAAUGUCGGGACGAAUAUCGUGAAGCCUACUUUAGAUUAUACAGCAGAAGAGUAUUCCUUUCUCAUGUCUACCAAUUUGGAAUCUUGUUACCAUAUGUCGCAACUUGCUCAUCCUCUUUUAAAGGCUUCUGGAGUUGGAAAUAUUGUAUUCAUUUCAUCUGUUGCAGGGUUGGUCCACGCUUCCGUUGGGUCUAUUUACAGUGCCACCAAAGGUGCAAUAAAUCAGCUUACAAAAAAUUUAGCAUGUGAAUGGGCAACAGACAAGAUUCGGACAAAUUGUGUAGCACCAUGGUUCACUAAAACCUCCCUUGUUGAACAGUAUAUGCAGCUUGUUGGUCCUAAGGAGUUUGAGGAUGCUGUGGCAUCUAGAACUCCUCUGAAACGCCUUGCGGAAGCCAAUGAAGUUUCCUCUCUCGUGGCCUUCCUUUGCCUGCCUGGUGCUUCUUACAUCACUGGGCAAACCAUAGCUAUUGAUGGGGGGUUUUCGGUCAAUGCUUUCGCAUGAAUGCAACAUGCCGUCUUUAGCCUAUCAACAGUAUGAGCUAUUGUUUUUCACGAUUGAAGUGUGUAUUAUCGUUUUUUAUAUGAUCUUCUCUAUCAAGUAAAAUGAAUUGAAAUAAUAUAUCUGUGUUUCACUUU
This is a messenger RNA of Lactuca virosa, 999 nucleotides long. NCBI's taxonomy places the organism in Eukaryota, Viridiplantae, Streptophyta, Magnoliopsida, Asterales, Asteraceae. The record is from the annotation of a GenBank genome assembly.